AUGGCUUAUGAGGUUAUGAGAGAUGAUCAAAGAGUGCCGUCAUCAUCAGCCAUUAUCACUUUAUCAGCAAUACCCCACCCACCCCCUUCUUCCGCUCCACUUACACACACCCCCCACUCCCAGCUUCUUUCUUGCUGGAAAUUCUUAAAAUCCCAUCUCAAUUCAACAAUUCCAACCACAAUCCGCUUCAAAGUUAAACAACGAAAUGGGGCUCUCGCCAUACUCAAACCCAUCGGAUGCAGGAGUGUUGUGCGUAAUUCUGGUUAA
This is a messenger RNA of Lactuca virosa, 267 nucleotides long. NCBI's taxonomy places the organism in Eukaryota, Viridiplantae, Streptophyta, Magnoliopsida, Asterales, Asteraceae. The record is from the annotation of a GenBank genome assembly.